GCUCGGCGCGCGCUGGUGACGCCAACACUGCGCCGGAAGUACGCGCCGUGGGCUGCGGCGCUCCGCUAUGGCGGCUGCUGGGGCACGCUGGAACCAUGUGUGGGUGGGCACCGAGACCGGGAUCCUGAAAGGGGUGAACCUUCAGCGCAAACAGGCGGCGAACUUCACGGCGGCAGGACAGCCGCGGCGCGAGGAGGCGGUGAGCGCCCUGUGCUGGGGCGCGGGCGGCGAGACUCAGAUCCUGGUGGGUUGCGCCGACAGAACGGUGAGGUACUUCAGCACCGAGGAGGGCCGAUUCCAGGGCCAGAAGCACUGCCCUGGUGGGGAGGGCACGUUCCGAGGUCUCGCCCAGGUCGACGGCACCCUUAUCACAUGUGUGGAAUCUGGGAUUAUCCAAGUCUGGCACAACGACAAGGAGGCAUCCUUUGACCCACUCCUGGAACUGAGUGUGGGUCCUGGGGUGUGUAGGAUGCGCCAAGACCCGGCACACCCCCACAUGGUUGCCACGGGUGGGAAAGAGAAUGCUUUGAAGGUGUGGGACCUACAGGGGUCUGAGGAGCCUGUGUUCAGGGCCAAGAAUGUACGGAAUGACUGGCUUGACCUGCGGGUUCCCAUCUGGGAUCAGGACAUACAGUUCCUCCCUGGGUCUCAGAAGCUUGUCACCUGCACAGGGUACCACCAGGUCCGUGUCUAUGAUCCAGCCUCCCCCCAGCGCCGGCCAGUCCUGGAGGCCACCUAUGGAGAGUACCCGCUUACAGCCAUGACCCUCACUCCUGGGGCCAAUUCAGUGAUCGUGGGGAACACUCACGGGCAGCUGGCAGAGAUUGACCUUCGGCAAGGGCGCCUCCUGGGCUGUCUGAAGGGGCUAGCAGGCAGUGUCCGAGGAUUACAGUGCCACCCUUCAAAGCCCCUACUAGCCUCCUGUGGCUUGGACAGAGUCUUGAGGGUACACAGGAUCCGGAAUCCACGGGGCCUGGAGCAUAAGGUUUAUCUCAAGUCUCAACUGAACUGCCUUCUCUUGUCAGGCAGGGAUAACUGGGAGGAUGAGCCCCAAGAGCCCCAAGAGGCCAAAAAGGCGCUCCCAGAAGACACAGAGACAGAUGAACUUUGGGCCUCCUUGGAGGCAGCUGCCAAGCGGAAGCUCCCUGAUUUGGAGCCGACCCAAGGGGCUCUCCAAACCAGACGGAGAAAAAAGAAGCGGCCUGGGUCCACCAGCCCCUGAAGAGCCUGUGCUCACUUGGCUUCGAUGAGGACCCGCAGGACGGCCCGAAUCGCAGGUCGAAUGAAAGCCUUUUGAUCACCGUGCUGUGGCGGCGGCUAUCCCUGUUCAGCCGUCGGGGGUCAAACAAGAGGCAAUCAGCCCAGAAUCAAAAGCAGGGGUUACAGGAGAGCAACCAGGAGGGGGUCCUGGAGGAGCCGGAGAAGGGGUGACCUUCAGGUGCCCUGCUCUCAGUCUGCCCCAGCCUCCAGAGAAUAAAGUUUCUAACGUGUA
Molecule: messenger RNA, 1492 nt
Organism: Leptonychotes weddellii (Weddell seal)
Lineage: Eukaryota; Metazoa; Chordata; Mammalia; Carnivora; Phocidae
Gene: WDR74
Product: WD repeat domain 74
Biological process (GO): ribosomal large subunit biogenesis
Cellular component (GO): nucleolus; preribosome, large subunit precursor
Molecular function (GO): protein binding
Source: RefSeq, a predicted model, not a curated record